Letharia lupina is the source of this 4029-nucleotide messenger RNA. RefSeq lists its product as uncharacterized. The transcript has 3 exons. NCBI's taxonomy places the organism in Eukaryota, Fungi, Ascomycota, Lecanoromycetes, Lecanorales, Parmeliaceae. The coding region runs from base 1 to 4029 and encodes 1342 amino acids. The record is from RefSeq and is a predicted model, not a curated record.
AUGUCAUCUAUCGACCAUGUACCUGAGCAGGAAACAGCCGACGCACCGGCGGAGCAGAUAGCAGUGGAUGGCAGUAUUGGCUCAGAUACCGACACAGGCGGACCUCCUCAGUCAGAAGCUACAAGUAAGGAUGAAUCAGAUACUAAGCACCAUGCUCGAUCCAACUCUGUCAAAAAGCCUGCAACAUUCAAGGCGGUAUCAGUUACGAAGAACUUCCUUGCAAAAGCGGGCACGCCGACCGCGUCAGCUGCCAAAACCAACGGCGAUAAUGCUACAAACCCAGCGAUCACGGGCAACACCCUUCCACCAGCACCCCGACCCCGGCUCGUCGCUAAGACCGCAAGUGGAAACAAGGUAUCAGCACCCAAGCCUUCGCAUUUCGGAACUAAGCACGGAGCAUCUGGUCCAGACCCAAUGCAAGUAUGGAACAGGAACAGAGCCGCCCCCCAACCAGCACAGAAGCACUUUACGGACGAGGAGCUUAAACAGCAGUAUGGUAUACAUCUCGCUACCCGAUUGCAGGCGGAUGGGGACGGUAAAGAGUCUAAAUGGGCGGAUAUCGAUGACGAUGAAGAUGAUUGGGCGCCGGAGACGAUUGAAUGGAACGAUGGCACCAAGAUAACACUAUCACAAAAUGACUCCGCUGCCAUCCUUGCAGAGGAACAAGCGGCAGCUUUGAUAGCAAAGGAGCGGCAAGCCGAAGAAAACAGGUCUAAGAUGUCUGCGCAGCAGAUGCCCACCACUACCGUUGGGCCAAACGCGACCGUAUUGAAGCCUCGUUCAGCUGCGCAACCCAGGUCUGGGGGACUUGUCCUGAAAACACCUUCAGACAAGCCAACAUUGGUCGCGAAGCCUGCCGCACCGGCGCCUGUCAGGUCUCCAUGGGCAUCAUUGCCCCCCGUUGAAAAGCUUCCUCCUGUCGACAUUAACCCUCCAAGCCGUCCUUCUACAUCUCGACCGCCACAGAAUGAUCCAUAUGGAAAUAAUGCUUUGCCUCCGCCACCACCACCACCUCAAGUAGCCAUGGAAAUUGCUGCAGACGAUUUCACCCGCACAAGGCGGGAUACUCAAAACGGGAAUCUCGGACAAUUAUACAAUGCGCAAUCGGGCCAAUAUGAGCCAGCCAAUACUGGUCGCCGAGGAUCUGUUCGGAAAGAUCAGAACUUCAGGCCACCGUCCCUACUUCAGAGAGGCUCAACGCACGACCAGCACGGUCCUGCAGAACCGUCCGCUGCUUUUCAGACGCAUCGAUCCGGAAGUCAGCAGGAUGGCCCCCCUUGGACUCGGCGAGGUUCUUCCACUGUGAGCGGAGAUAGUGGACCUCAAGGUCGCAGAACAUCGAUGAAUAAGGGAACAGACCUGCCGAAAAUACCCCAUGACCUGCUUCAGCAGCGCCGAGAGUCGCAGCCCUUACAGUCCCCGUCAACUCCUGGCUUUGGACCAAACCAAGUUUCACAGCGCGCAUCCUCUCCAGCUCAGCAACUACCCCACUCAGCCGUGCAAUCUCCUGCUAUGCAGCACUCUCAACUGUCACAAGAGCCUGGCUCUGCUACCGGACCACCAUACCAAAAUAGGAGCCUUGCACCUGAAUCUACUGUUCCUAAUACGCGUGACGAUGUGGCCGCUCAGAAGCAGCUUAUGAAGGAAAAGCGAGAAUUGGCCAUAAAACGCAAGAAGGAGGAAGAGGAGCGAGAAGAGGCGGCAAAGAAAGAGAGGAUCCGGUUGAAGAUGGAGAAGCUGGGGUUGCCUCCCUUGGAGGAGAAGAAGGAAGUAGAGAAGACAGCAACCGAAAAGAGAGGUGCUGAGUCGGCCAAGGUUGGGCAGAAGGAAACCGAGAAGCUGGAGGCCACGCCAGAUAUUCGCCAAGCUCCUUCGCAGCUGCAAGAAGCAUCCCCGUCUAUGCCGCUUUCGCCACCCAAACCGCCAGUGCCUGAUGCGUCCGGAACGCCUCAGCAAUAUGGGAUGAUGAGAGUGCAUGGUACCCCCUCAAAUAACAUACCUCAACCUGGUAGCGAACGUCUGGUCGUGGAGAAGACUAGGGUUCAGGCUCCAAGUCAGCUGAUCUCACCGCCGGGUCUAGAAGCCAAAGCUGAACAAAAUGAGCAACUACCAUCGCCAAUGGUCAACGGGGUCCAUAAGCAGACGGAUCCUCCCUCUCAAAAAUCCCCUCCUGAUGUUCAGCAUCUGGUUCGAGAACAAAGACAACCUUGGAACAAUGGUUCAAGAGACAACAAUGGCUAUCCAGGCUGGAACGGACAAAAUGCUGGCAUGGCGCGAGAACAAUCUGUGUCGAAUAGCGUAUGGGGCCCGCCGACUCAACACAGGACCCUAGGCAACGGUACGUUUGACAGAAGCGUACAGAGGCCGCAGUCAAGGCAGCAAGAGCAGUUUUCAUCACCUGCCCUUGCACCGAUAGGUCCUCCAAGGCACCUACAGCGACUGCGAGAGGUAUCACAUGCUCGAGCCAAUGACAUCAGCCCAACACCGAUGGUUGAGGACUUCCAAACUAUUCCUACUUUCCCUCCUUCUGAAGCUCCCACACCUCCGAGGAGACCCGGGAUCACCAGUCGACCGACAAGUGGAGACCAUCAGAUCUCGCCACCGCAGAUUGGCGCAGGGGCACAACCAAGAUCUCACAUUAGCAAUACCGAAGGAUCAUCAAGCCGUCCAGAACUCCCAAAAUCAACCUUAGCUGCCUGGGGUAGUUUCCACGUUGCAGAUGCGGAAAAAAAUCGUCAAGUUGCACAGCAGCACGCGGCUAAACUUGCGGAGGAAGCACGAACGGGUAUACGACAGGAACCUUCGCUACCUGUUAUGAACGAGACUUGGCGACAGGUCAAAGUCGAUGAACACAGUGGACAGCGGCAUAUCAUCGGUGUCUCGAGAGUCCAGAAUGCCCACGGUCAGAACGUUGCUCCGCAGAUCAACGGAGACGUUCGCAGUUCCUCAUUCACUAAUAUGCCGGGUAUUGCUCCUGCUAUGGCAGCCGGCGUUGGUCGUGGAUCGCGUUUCUUUCCUAGUGCAGGAAGAGGCAUUCAACCGCAUUUUCAAGGAGUUCCACCGUUCUUGCAAGGCUAUGCUCGGUCCCCGUCACCUCCACCACCGGACAAUGACAUUCAUCCAGUGUUUACAGGUGACCGAGGACGCCCACUGGUCAAUCUUCCCUUCAUGAAGGAAAAGCCAAAAGUGAGGCUACCGCCCUCCGUCGUGUCUCCAGCCCAGUCUCCAAAAAUGGCAGAAGUACGAGUAACGCCCUUGCGCGCGGCAUCGCAACCACUUGUCAAUAAUCCCUCGUGGCAAGAUAGGUUCAAUGGGCUCCUGGGUGUCAAGAAGACUUCGCCGGAGAAGAAGUUUGCUCAUGUGGCCGAAUUUUCUGCUACGAAAGUCCCACUGGACUCGCCGGAAGUCCAGGUCUCCGCAUCUGUUUCACUUCCUCCCAAGAAUGGUGAGACGACUAACCGGUCACUUGAAGUAUAUUCCAAAGCCAUGGAAGAUGAAGAAGCUCUUUUCGAAAACCGUGAAUUUGGAUCGCUUCCAGCUGUACUGAUCCCGAGCAAAGCACCAGAGAUUGGGUGGUCGCCUGCCAAGUCUAUGAGAAGAGGCCAGUACAAACAGUCCAGAUUGAGCAGGGAAGUCGAAGCUACCAGCAAAGAGCCCUUGAUGAUGUAUAAGGAGCUCACCGCCAACAAUGGAGUUCCCUUAAUCUUUGUCAAUUUGGCUGGCAUGACAGCCUCGAAAUCCGUGCCCUUACCUCGCUCAAACGCACAGAAUCCAGGCCAUGGAAUGCAACGCCCACGGAACGCUUCAGGAAAUAUAAAGCCGGGCAAAUCCUACAAGCCUCGAGAUAUUUCAGGAAGCUACGGCCACAACCCAGGUCACAACUCAACUCACAACCCAAGUCACAACCCAAAGAACUCCCACGGUGGACCUCAGAGGAACAUCGCGCAAGGUGGCCCAAAUCCACAGACACGACAGUCUAACAAGAAUCAUUCCGCUUGGGGCCCGCGUCCCACAAAUGCGGUUCACUAA